CCGCUCCCAUUGAACGUGUUAAAUUAUUACUUCAGAACCAGGAGGCUAUGAUUAAGUCCGGUCGUCUCUCAAGGCCUUACAAGGGUAUUGGAGAAUGUUUUGUUCGAACAGUUAAAGACGAGGGUGUUAUCAGUCUUUGGCGUGGUAAUACCGCAAAUGUCAUCCGAUACUUCCCCACUCAAGCCUUAAACUUUGCGUUUAAAGAUAAAUUCAAGCGAAUGUUUAAUUAUAAAAGAGAUAAAGAUGGCUAUGUUAAGGUGUUUCUUGGCAACAUUGCCUCGGGAGGUGCCGCUGGUGCUGCAUCUUUGACAUUUGUGUACUCUCUCGACUUUGCUCGAACUCGUCUUGCCAACGACGCAAAGGCCGCUACGAAAGGUGGUGGUGAGCGACAAUAUAGCGGUCUUGUUGAUGUCUAUCGUAAGACCCUCGCAUCCGAUGGCAUAGCGGGUCUUUAUAGAGGUAAAUCUGUUACUAUCGCGGCUGGCCUUGCAAGUUAUCCAAUAGACACUGUACGACGUAGGAUGAUGAUGACGUCUGGUGAAGCCGUAAAAUACAAAUCCUCCCUCCAUGCCUUUAGAGAAAUUAUUACCAAGGAAGGUAUGGGGUCUUUGUUCAAAGGUGCUGGUGCCAACAUCCUUCGUGCCAUCGCCGGUGCUG
Molecule: messenger RNA, 657 nt
Organism: Racocetra fulgida
Lineage: Eukaryota; Fungi; Glomeromycota; Glomeromycetes; Diversisporales; Gigasporaceae
Source: the annotation of a GenBank genome assembly